AUGGAAGUCACUAAUAACAAAAUUGCCAAUUUAGUGAAAACCACUAACGAAAAAUGCACUAUUUCUGAGGAAACCACUGAUGACCAACUGACUGUUUCAGAGAAAAACACUAACGAUAAAUGCACUAUUUCUAAAGAAACCACUGAUCCCAAAUUGGCUGCUUCAGAGAAAACCACUAACAAGGAAGGCACUAUUUCUGAGGAAACCACUGAUGACAAACUGACUGUUUCAGAGAAACCCACAAACGAGAAAGGCAGUAUUUGCAAAGAAACUACUGACACCAAACAGGCUGCUUCAGAGAAAACCACUAACGGGGAAUGCACUAUUUCUAAGGAAACCACUGAUGACAAACUAACUGCUUCAAAGAAGACAGCUACUGACAAACUUGCUGCUUCUGGGGAAACCACUAACCACAGUCUCACUACUUCAGAGGAAACCACUAACGAAAAGUGUGCUAUUUCUACGGAAACCACUGAUAACAAACUGACAACUUCAAAGAAAACCGCAAACGAGGAAUGCACUAUUUCUAAGGAAACCACUGAUGACAAACUAACUGCUUCAAAGAAAACAGCUACUGACAAACUUGCUGCUUCAGAGGAAACCACUAACAACAGUUUCGCUACUUCAGAGGAAACCACUAACGAAAAGUGCGCUAUUUCUACGGAAACCACUGAUGACAAACUGACUACUUCAGAGAAAACCGCAAGCGAGGAAUGCACUAUUUCGAAGGAAACCACUAAUGACAAGCUGACUGCUUCAGAAAAAAUGACUGGUGACAAACUUGCUGCUUCAGAGGAAACCACUAACGAAAAGUGCGCUAUUUCUACGGAAACCACUGAUGACAAACUGACUACUUCAGAGAAAACCGCAAACGAGGAAUGCACUAUUUCUAAGGAAACCACUAAUGACAAGCUGACUGCUUCAGAAAAAAUGACUACAGACAAACUUGCUGCUUCAGAGGAAACCACUAACGACAAAUGCAUUGACUCAAAGGAAACCACUAAAGGCAGCCCUACUACUUCAGAGGAAACCACUAAUGUCAGAGGCAUGGAUUCAUAG
Uloborus diversus is the source of this 1059-nucleotide messenger RNA. Its product is annotated as putative surface cell antigen sca2. The record is from RefSeq and is a predicted model, not a curated record. The coding region runs from base 1 to 1059 and encodes 352 amino acids. NCBI's taxonomy places the organism in Eukaryota, Metazoa, Arthropoda, Arachnida, Araneae, Uloboridae. The transcript has a single exon.